Neurospora tetraspora is the source of this 1437-nucleotide messenger RNA. RefSeq lists its product as uncharacterized. The coding region runs from base 118 to 1227 and encodes 369 amino acids. The transcript has a single exon. The record is from RefSeq and is a predicted model, not a curated record. NCBI's taxonomy places the organism in Eukaryota, Fungi, Ascomycota, Sordariomycetes, Sordariales, Sordariaceae.
GCCAGUGCCAGUGCCAGUGCCAGUGCCAGUGCCAGUGGGAAUGGCAGUGGCAGAGCCUCACAACCCCAGCCUCCCGCCACAGACCAAGGGAGCCACAGGUUCAAUCCACUAGGUCGAAUGGGUCGACCAACAGGAGGUACUCCUAAACCCGAGAAUCGUUCUGGUCCUAGACCUGGUAAUCUUUUUGGUCCGGCUCUUCCUCCUCGUUUGGCGUCGUCAUCCACCAAGCAACCCAUUAGGCCCUCCGCACCACGACCAGCAGUGCAAAAUACUCCUUCUCCUCCUCCCGCCACAGGCAAAGGGAGCCACAGGUUCAAUCCAUUUGCAAGACCUAAUCCUAAACCUGAUAAUUCCUCUGGUACUAGAUCUGGUAAUAAUCCCUUCAGCUCGGCUGGACCUCCUCCUCCUCCAACGUUCAACCGACCCUCUGUGCCCUCCACACCACCACGGUCAGUGCUACCACCUACCACUGGACCUGGUGAUCUCUGGGAGUCGGCUCGAAACCUCUCUCUAGCGCCGUCCACACCACCACGACCAGUGCAACCAUCACCGGCAGUUGCAGCACCAGGGCCAGUGGCACCACUUACCUCCAUACCUCGUCAUCUCGGGGGCUCGGUUCGAGCACCACAACCAGUACAACAAGCACUAGUGCAACAACCACCUACCUCUGUACCUCGUAAUCUCUGGGAGUUUCGAACACGACCAGUACAACAACAAUCACCCGUGCAACAACCACCACAACCAAGUGGAAGCUCCUCCACCUCCCCCCCUAGAGGUAGGGAAGUUGCAGCACCAGGACCAUCAACACCCGCACCCACACCCGCACCCGCAAGAGCAGUAGUAGGCGACCCAGCCAGCGACCUAGGACCCCACGGGUUCUCCCUCUACCGCGUCGUUCGGGUGCGCAGCCCGUCACCCGGCACGGCCUCUCGUUUCCCCACUCAUACCUUCGAUUGGGUGUGCUGUUUCUGUCAUCGAAACAAUAAUGAGGCUCAGCACCCGAAGCAGUGUACGAAUCCUACUUGUUUGCAUGUCCGAGUCAUAGACACUCGGGAAGGGGCGGACCAGGGAAGGAGAACGACGAGGGGUUUGAUUGAUGGAAGAAACACUGGGACAGCAGGGGUCGAGGUGUGUCCGGAUUGCUCGUAUAUCGCUUAUACGUGGGUGGAUGGGAGGAGACAGCCGGUUCCGAUUCAGAAUCCGUUGGGCAUGCCGCCGAGGAGAUGAGAGUUGGCCGAUUCCGAAUUUGGGUGGCCUGAGGAGUGGUGGACUGGAAGAUAGGUGAGGGUUACCUAGGGAUCAGGGGAAAGGAAGCUGGAAGUAAUGGCUAUGAGUUUGGAUAGGGAGAUUGGGGAUGUUUGCUCAAGGGGUUUGAAGUCUGGAUGAGUUGAGGUUGGUGAGUGAGUAUAAAGACAGCUGAACUAUACGUAAUCUCUC